Messenger RNA from Tupaia belangeri chinensis (Chinese tree shrew), 1973 nucleotides. It is a transcript of the gene ITPRIP, whose product is annotated as inositol 1,4,5-trisphosphate receptor interacting protein. Gene Ontology annotation, molecular function: protein kinase inhibitor activity. The transcript is spliced from 3 exons. The coding region runs from base 285 to 1946 and encodes 553 amino acids. The record is from RefSeq and is a predicted model, not a curated record. Lineage: Eukaryota; Metazoa; Chordata; Mammalia; Scandentia; Tupaiidae. Gene Ontology annotation, cellular component: membrane.
GAAGCACCUUGCAGGUGACAUCACUGUUGCCCAAGGCAACACCUGUAUCUUAAGGUAGAUGGGGAAGAGAAAGACCAGCCUCAACUGUAAGAAGAGACAUAGAGUUGAAAGAAAGGGACGUAGAAGGAGUAACAUCCACAGAGCAUGUGUCAUCUGGUGACCACCCUCCUCAGGCCUUGGGUCUCCACCACAGCCCCAGGCGCUUGGUCGUAUAACCCCAAUCCCCAGGAAGAGAGGAAGGGAAGGAGCCCCGUGCCAGCAAGGGCGGCAGGUUCCAGGAGGCCAUGGCCAUGGGGCUCUUCCGGGUGUGUCUGGUGGUGGUGACAGCCAUCAUCAACCACCCACUGCUGUUCCCGCGGGAGAACGCCACAGUCCCCGAGAAUGAAGACGAGAUCAUCCGCAAGAUGCAGGCACACCAAGAGAAGCUGCAGCUGGAGCAGCUGCGCCUGGAGGAGGAGGUGGCACGGCUGGUGGCUGAGAAGGAAGCCCUGGAGCAGGUGGCAGAGGAGGGCCAGCAGCAGAAUGACACACGUGCGGCCUGGGACCUCUGGAGCACUCUCUGCAUGAUCAUCUUCCUGAUGAUUGAGGUGUGGCGGCAGGACCAUCAGGACGGCCCCUCACCCGAGUGCCUGGGCGGUGACGAGGACGAACUGCCUGGGCCAGGGAGUGCCCCCCUGCGGGGGCUCACUCUGCCCAACAAGGCCACACUCAGCCACUUUUAUGAGCGCUGCAUCCGGGGGGCCACCGCUGAUGCCGCCCGUACCCGGGAGUUUGUGGAAGGCUUUGUGGAUGACCUGCUGGAGGCCCUGAGGAGCCUCUGCAACCGGGACACAGACAUGGAGGUAGAGGACUUCAUUGGCGUGGACAGCAUGUAUGAGAACUGGCAGGUGGACAGGCCUCUGCUAUGUGACCUCUUUGUGCCUUUCACACCCCCUGAGCCCUACCGCUUCCACCCAGAGCUCUGGUGCUCCAGCCGCUCGGUGCCCCUGGAUCGCCAAGGCUUUGGCCAGAUCAAGGUGGUCCGAGCCGACGGGGAUGCUCUGGGCUGUAUCUGCGGCAAGACCAAGCUCGGGGAAGACAUGCUGUGCCUUCUCCAUGGCAAGAACAGCGUGGCACAGCCCUGCGGGGGCGAGAUGGAAGACCUGCUGUGUGCCAGAGGGUCCCCAUACCUGGACACGGUGCAGGUCAUGAAGUGGUUCCAGGUGGCCCUCACCAGAGCCUGGCACCGCAUUGCCCGCAAGUACGAGUUCGACCUGGCCUUUGGCCAGCUGGACACCCCGGGGUCCCUCAAGAUCAAGUUCCGCUCAGGGAAGUUCAUGCCUUUUAACCUGAUUCCAGUGAUCCAGUGUGAUGACACAGACCUGUACUUUGUCUCCCACCUUCCCAGGGAGCCUCCUGGGGACACCCAGGCUCCCAGCACUGACUGGCUCCUGUCCUUUGCUGUCUAUGAGCGACACUUCCUCAGGAUGACGUCGAAGGCGCUGCCUGAGGGCUCCUGCCACCUCAGCUGCUUGCAGAUCGCCUCCUUCCUGCUCUCCAAGCAGAGCCGCCUGACUGGCCCCAGCGGGCUCAGCAAUUACCACCUGAAGACGGCACUGCUACACCUGCUGCUGUCCCGGCGGGCCUGCGACUGGCAGGCAGAGCAGCUCGACAGGCGCCUGCACGAGCUUCUCUACUUCCUGGAGAAGAGCCUGCUCGAGAAGAAGCUCCAUCACUUCUUCAUCGGCAACUGCAAGGUGCCUGAGGCCAUGGGGCUCCCCGAGGCUGUGCGCAGGGCCGAGCCUCUCAACCUCUUCCGGCCCUUUGUCCUGCAGCGAAGUCUGUACCGCAAGACAGUGGACUCCUUCUAUGAGAUGCUGAAAAAUGCCCCAGCGCUCAUUAGCGAGUAUUCCCUCCAUGUCCCUGCAGACCAUGGCAGCCUGCCGCCGAAAGCUGUCGCAUUGUAGAGCAUGUGGGAGCCCAGGUCCGGGACC